Messenger RNA from Pipistrellus nathusii (Nathusius's pipistrelle), 729 nucleotides. The record is from the annotation of a GenBank genome assembly. Lineage: Eukaryota; Metazoa; Chordata; Mammalia; Chiroptera; Vespertilionidae.
AUGAGUGGCGGGUAUGAUCUCAACCUCUUCACCAGCCCUCCCGACAGCAACUUUGUGUGUUCUGUCUGCCACGGAGUUCUCAAGAGGCCAAUGAGGUUGCCAUGCAGCCACAUCUUCUGCAAGAAGUGCAUUCUCCGGUGGCUAGCCAGACAAACGACCUGUCCGUGCUGCAGGAAAGAGGUGAAACGGAAAAAGAUGGUCCAUGUGAAUAAGCUCCGAAAGACCAUUGGCCACCUGGAAGUGAAGUGCAAGAACGCUGAAGCUGGCUGUUUGGUGACAUGCCCCCUGGCCCAUCGCAAAGGGCACCAGAACUCAUGCCCUUUCGAGCUAAUGGCCUGCCCCAACGCAGGCUGCACGGUGCCAAUAGCACGUGGAGCCUUGGCGGAGCACCUGCAGCAGUGCCAGCAUGGUACCCAGCAGCGCUGCACCGGGGGCUGUAGGACCACCCUGGACCCAAUGGAGCAUGUAUCCCACAACUGCCACUGUGAGCUGCGCGGAGCGUGGGGCCAGCACCGGGAUCGCAGCCAGACCCUAGUGCUAUGCCUGCUCCAGCAUGUGCGCAAGGUGCACCACACUACCAGCCUCAUCUGCAGGCAGCUGGCCCAACUUGGAAACUUCCUGGAGAACGACGCGCUGCUCCUCAGUGCCCAGCAAGAGGAUGCCGAGGCCACCCCAGAAGGCAGCAUUGGGGCUGAGGUGUUGGGGGUUCAGGACCAAAGUACCUUAUAA